AUGGAUCUGCCAUUUGACGCUAAUAAUAGAUUCGUGUAUGAAUCGGUCAUAAUUGUUCAAUUUUUUUAUUUGCUAUUAUGUGCCGACGCAAUUGGUUUAUUAAAUGCCUUACUCAUAAAUCUGAUAUUGCAUAUAGGCGGUCAAAUCGAUAUUCUUCGUCAGAGUUUGAUGGCAAUUUUUCCGAAGAAAGAGAAGGGCAACUUGAGUCAUUUUAUGAUCAAGAAAGUAAUCAAGAAACAUCAGAAUAUCGUCACCUUUUCAGAGCACAUCGAAGAUUUGUAUUCGUAUAUCGCGAUGGUGCUCUUCGUGUCGGAUACUCUGAUUAUCUGCUGCUUGGGUUUUACAAUUGUCGCAUCAAUCGGUGGACCCGAUGUUUUGAAAAAUAUAACUAGGACCCUCUUAUUUUACCUCGUUAUGAAUAUGGAGGCGUUCAUAUUUUGUUUUGCUGGAGAAUACUUGAGCGCUAAGAGUAAAAGCAUCGGAGAUGCUGCCUACGCUUCCCACUGGUACGAAGCAGAUCCUAGAAACAGUCGAAUUAUAUUGUUCUUGAUAAUGAGGUCGCAAAUACAAUUAACCAUUACAAUUGGAAAGGUAAUGAAUUUGUCCUUGGAACGAUUUACUAGUAUUAUAAAAGCUUCAGUUUCCUAUAUAUCCGUCCUACUUGCAAUUUAA
Molecule: messenger RNA, 672 nt
Organism: Trachymyrmex cornetzi
Lineage: Eukaryota; Metazoa; Arthropoda; Insecta; Hymenoptera; Formicidae
Product: odorant receptor 13a-like
Exons: 5
Coding region: 1-672 (223 amino acids)
Biological process (GO): detection of chemical stimulus involved in sensory perception of smell; sensory perception of smell
Cellular component (GO): plasma membrane
Molecular function (GO): olfactory receptor activity; odorant binding
Source: RefSeq, a predicted model, not a curated record